This is a messenger RNA of Aptenodytes forsteri (emperor penguin), 1823 nucleotides long. RefSeq names its product interleukin 11 receptor subunit alpha (gene IL11RA). The record is from RefSeq and is a predicted model, not a curated record. Gene Ontology annotation, molecular function: cytokine receptor activity; protein binding. Lineage: Eukaryota; Metazoa; Chordata; Aves; Sphenisciformes; Spheniscidae. Gene Ontology annotation, biological process: cytokine-mediated signaling pathway. Bases 17 to 1261 code for a protein of 414 amino acids. The transcript is spliced from 12 exons. Gene Ontology annotation, cellular component: membrane; external side of plasma membrane.
ACUCUGCCUCCUCCAGAUGCGCAGUCCCAUCCCAGGCCUGGGCAGGGUGAUGGUGUUCCUCGCGGCAGCCCUGGCGUCAGCCUCCCUCGCCGUCCCCGAGGGCUGGGGAGAGGAAGGUGUGCAGUACGGACAGGUGGGGACAGACGUGACCCUGUCGUGCACCGGUGCCCAUGCCGGCUCACCGGUGCAAUGGAGACGGGCGGGUGCCGUGGCACUGCCGGAGGGCUCAGCCAUCCAGCAGGGAGCCCUGGUGCUGCCACGUGCCAGCUUGGCCACCGCGGGAACCUACAGCUGCCACGACGAGGACAGUGGCCUCCUGCACGCCGUGUCCCUGCGGCUGGGGUACCUGCCGGGGGUCCCCUUUGUGUCUUGCAGAGCGUCCGACUACGAGAAUUUCUCCUGCUCCUGGACCUCCAGUGUGGAGACCUUCCUCCCCACCAGAUACAUCACGACCUACAGGAAGAAAUCACUGACAGGCGAAGAGAAGCGGAGGAACAAGAACGGGCACGUGGGGCCGUGCCUGCAGGAUCUGUCCCGCCCUGGCACCUGCACUGUCCACGGGUCGGAGUUCUGGAGCUCCUACCGCCUGAACAUCACCGAGGUGAACCCACUGGGCUCCAGCUUCCGCCUCCUCGACGUCACCAUGCAAGCCAUCAUUAAGCCGGACCCUCCAGAGGGCUUGGUGGUGGAGCCCAUCCCCCUGGCCCCGCGGCGGCUCCACGUGAGCUGGAAGUACCCCUCCUCCUGGCCCAAGGAGCCCCACUUCCAGCUCAGGUUUCGGCUCCAGUACCGGCCCAUCAUCCACCGCUCCUGGUCCGUGGUGGAGACGGUGAACCUCUCCGAGGUGAUCACGGACGCCUUUGCUGGGCUGGAGCACGUGGUCCAAGUCAGCGCCAAGGAUUUCCUGGAUGCAGGGAACUGGAGCGAGUGGAGUGCCGAGGCCCGGGCGACGCCGGUCAGAGACCCGGCUACCAUGGCGAGUGAAGAAACCACUACAGACGCCAGCCUGGAAAGCCUGGCCGAGGAGCCCUCCCAGGCUCCCAACCCUGAGCCCAUCGACCGCAGCGACCCCCUGGAGAAGGUGGCCAUCCUGGUGUCCCUCGGGAUCUUCGCCUUCUUCAUACUGGCUGCUGUUCUCGUCAUCACCAUCCUCAUCUGGCUCCGGGUGAGGAAACACAGCAAGGACGAGACCAAACCCCACAACUUCUUGGUUGCUGCCACCCACUUGAAGGCACUGCCGACAGAGGCUCAGAUCCUGUAGUGAGCCCUGGCCGAUCCCUGCUCCCUGCACCUGCUUGCCCACGCGUGGGACUUGAUGCCACUGCUGGCCCCCAAGGACCCCACGCCUCCCAUGGCCAUGGACAUUGCCAGAGCCCCCAGCAUUCUGGGCGUGCAGGAUGGACCCUAAGGAGAGAGGCUCUGCUCCCAGGAGCUUUGGAGCAGGCCAGGAGCCGGUUGGAGGCCAGGAGCCGGUUGGAGGACCUCGGACUCAGGGCAACGGGCCGGCCCCACCGCCGGGUGCUGCUGAACACAUGGGGAUGAGAUGCUGAGCCAGCCCUACUUCACUGCCUAGUGUCGAGGGGGCCGUGGGUGCAGGCUCCCAGGGAUGCCGGGCAUCAGUGAGCAGGGGGUGCUGAGCCCUGCCCGUCAUCCCCCAACCAGCCUCCAGCAGGCAGAAGGGACCCCCCCCCGUCCCUCUGCCCCUCACCCCCAUGCUGUGGCUGGACAGAGCAGUGAUACCAAUAAAGGGGAUAGCGUUGGCACUGCCCAGGCAAGACCUCCUUGCAGAUGGUGCUGGGCCAGGGGAGAGGUGAGUGGCACUG